Molecule: messenger RNA, 1197 nt
Organism: Lotus japonicus
Lineage: Eukaryota; Viridiplantae; Streptophyta; Magnoliopsida; Fabales; Fabaceae
Exons: 6
Coding region: 218-886 (222 amino acids)
Source: RefSeq, a predicted model, not a curated record
UAUCCACCACAACUAGCGGUCCCAGUCCCUUGUUAUCUAUUUCUCAACGAUCAAACCUCUAUUUUCAUUGUAACAAAAUCAAUAAUAACAAAACAAAACAAAACUACAUGCUCCUCUCAUCGGAGAGUGGAGACCAAUAAUCAACCAUCAAACCAAACUGGUGAUUGCUCCAAAUCUCUCUCUGCUUCAAUCUUUCACACAUACUACCAGGGGCACAAUGAACAUUAUGUCCACCCACCAGUGUGGUUGGCCCCUGAGAGUUCCGGAUAAUCCUGACAGAGGAAAUAUUCAUAAGGCUCCUUUUCCAGGAUAUACCGGGACUUAUUCUACAUCCAGAGGAUUGGACUCCCGUAAUGUAGGAUACCUUGCCGGUAAAUGUCAUCAUAAUGCCAGAAAAUGCAGGCCUGUUUUCUCCAGUUUAGUGAGUGACAGUUUGGAUCCUUAUGACUCAGAUGACAAAGACAAGAACAUACCUCAGAAUGGUGAAAUUGAUGAGCAUAGUAAAAAGCUUAGAGAGAGUCUGGAGAAAAUAGUUGGUACAGAUGAUUCCGCGUUUAGUGGAUUUGACCUUGCUACUCUUAUUAGGAACAAAUAUGGAAGGUCUUAUGAUGUUCAGUUGAUAAAGAAGGAAUUCAUGGGAAGAAAUCUCCUUGCUUUGAAUGUCAUGUGGAAGUACAUGGAGCAGAGAUCCUUCCCAUUGACUGAAGAAGAGUAUAUUUUGAGGCUUGAUGAUGUUGCAAACACUUUAAAAUGUUGGGGAGCUGUCUCGCAUAUUCGGAACAGCCUAGCAAAGUCGAAAGAACGACCUCGGAUAGGGAAGGCUGUAAGCCUUUUUAUAGAUAUGGAUGAAUCUGGUGCUCGUGCAAACGAGUGGAUCUACAAAUAGAUUGCAUUGAUGAGUUGAAAUUCAUCUCAAGUCAAUCAAUAGAAUCAAGAUAACAAUGAGGGAGGAGUCCAUAGCCAGCAGGGCCAUAGCUUUUUUUGAAACUUGGUUUGUUUGGAAUUGAUUACACAUGGACAUUGAUAAAAUCCACUGAAUCUAUCUAAUGUUUCAGUUGGCAUCAGGUCAAGGCAACUAUAUUUUUGGUUCUCCCCUUCUCUUGUCCUUUGAAGUGUACACUACAGAUGUAACUAAAAUGAGUCAAUAUAGGAAAAAUUUCUUAUAAACUUCUCUUCAAUUUAGAGGAGAUAUUAGUA